Guillardia theta CCMP2712 is the source of this 810-nucleotide messenger RNA. RefSeq lists its product as hypothetical. Bases 7 to 564 code for a protein of 185 amino acids. Lineage: Eukaryota; Cryptophyceae; Pyrenomonadales; Geminigeraceae. The transcript has 7 exons. The record is from RefSeq and is a predicted model, not a curated record. Gene Ontology annotation, molecular function: enzyme regulator activity; calcium ion binding.
AGGAAGAUGUCGGAGGAGGCUGCCAGCUCCAAGAGUCCCCAUAGAGACGAGGGUGAAGAAGAUCCCGUUCCGAGAAAUGAGCUUGGGGGAGUAUACGUGGACGAGGAGGAGCUCAAAGCAGCCUUUGACUUCUUUGAUGUGCACAAGAAAGGUGUUCUGACCCCUGCAGAUCUGAAACAGAGAUUGAGUGUAUUCUACAAGAAUCUCCCAGCACGAGAAUACAAGUUUCUCAUCAGUGAGCCCGAUUUCACGUUCAACACGCUGAAGAAGCUUCUGGUCAAUAACGAGCUGAAAGAUUUCGAUCCAGUCAAGGAGGCUUUCAAAGUAUACGACCCGCAUGAGACAGGAUAUGUCGACAUCGAGGUACUUCGCUCCAUCUUCAUCAACUUGGGGUUUGGAGAAGUGACCAACGAAGAUGUUGCUGUUCUGAUAGAAACAGCAGAUGUUGAUGGCGAUGGCAAGAUCAGCUUGGCUGAUUUCCGUAAGAUGGUGACAAACUCAAAGAAAGUCGAGGCAGACUUGGAGUCACUACACAACUCGAUACUCUCGGUCAAGAAGAAGUGAAGUGACAUUUAACAUGUAUCAGUUCCGUCGAGGGUUCUUACAUGCAUUCCCGUCUCAUAAUUCCAUCCUAUAGAAAGAAGCCAUUCUAAUCAAGUUUGAAAUCAUCAUUGCCAUACCAAGGGACAUGGGAGACAUCAUCAGAAGGCAAAGGUAGAGGGUGUUCAAUAAGGUAUCAGCGUGUAAAUCAGGACGGCAAAAGAAUUCGACAGAGUUCAAAUGCGUUCGUUUUAUAUAAACUUAAUCGAC